Messenger RNA from Schistosoma guineensis, 471 nucleotides. NCBI's taxonomy places the organism in Eukaryota, Metazoa, Platyhelminthes, Trematoda, Strigeidida, Schistosomatidae. The record is from the annotation of a GenBank genome assembly.
UUGGCUUGCUGACAGUUAUUUUGAGUCCCAUAUGUUCCUCAAUCGUGGGAAUACUGUCAUCGCUUUGUUAAUCCUUGACUUCACAUCUGCAUCAGAUCCUUCUUGCUCGUCGAUGAUGCUGUCUAGUUGUGUGGAAGUUUCGACCUCUCCCAAAGCUUCUCUACCAAGACUGACUGAAUUAGUGUUCCCCAUGUUGUAUUUGAGGAUCUUGCUUUUGUCCUUUUGUAUGUUGAGGUCUACUGCUGCAGAGACUGCUGCUACACUGACUGUUUUCACCUGCAUUUGUUCGUGUGUAUGGGAUAGAACAGCUAGGUCAUCUACCAAGUCCAAAUCUUCUUGUCGUAUGUCAGCUGUCCAUUGCAUUUCGUGUUUCCCCCUCCGAUGUAGAGAUCUUCACAAUUCGAACAGGCCGCCGUUCAUAGUUUAAAUCAUUAUCAGUUUGGGGUUGUGGAGAUUAUUAAGCUUUGAUUG